CCGAUACUGCCUAACGAUCAUCGACCGCUUCUCUCGCUGGCCAGAAGCUAUUCCAGUUCCUGAGAUGACUGCUCAAACCAUUGCCGAAGCUCUCGUUGCUGGGUGGAUUGCUCGUUUUGGAGUACCUACCUACAUCACCACCGACCAAGGGAGGCAGUUUGAGUCGUCUCUCUUCUCUCAGUUGGUUCACUUGCUGGGUACCAAACAUCUACGUACAACGGCGUACCAUCCCCAGUCAAACGGCCUGAUAGAACGGUGGCACAGGACCCUUAAAGCAUCGAUCAUGUGUCACGAAACCGAACGCUGGACUGAGUAUCUUCCAACGAUCCUGCUUGGUUUGCGUACCACAUACAAAGAAGACAUCGGAGCGUCGCCAGCAGAGAUGGUCUACGGGUCGACACUUCGCAUACCGUCAGAAUUUUUUGCCGACAGUCCCGUCAACAUUAACGAAAAUGAAUUCGUCGUCAACCUGCGAGAAGCCAUGCGUCAACAGCGCCCAACUGAUACUGCGUGGCACAGCAAUCAAAAUGUUUUCGUACAUCGGGAUCUCAACAGAUGUAAGCAGGUAUUCAUCCGCAACGACUCGGUGCGCCCGUCGUUGUCACCUCCAUACGAUGGUCCCUACGAGGUGGUGAAGCGAAGCAAUAAGCACUACACUGUUGCUGUUAAUGGGCGGAUUGUUAACGUUUCGAUCGACCGAUUGAAGCCAGCCUACACAACGAAUGAUGAGCCCAUUGCCACACACCCAGAUGCUACUAUUACCGCCGCACUACCACCGACUAGGUUCACUCGCUCUGGCCGACGCGUGGUCAUCCCAGACCGCUAUCGCUAGGACACCUAGUCUAGCAGGGGAGUACUGUAGCAUCAUCAUCGUCAUUAUCGUCGUUAUCAGCAGCACAC
This is a messenger RNA of Armigeres subalbatus, 900 nucleotides long. RefSeq lists its product as uncharacterized. NCBI's taxonomy places the organism in Eukaryota, Metazoa, Arthropoda, Insecta, Diptera, Culicidae. The record is from RefSeq and is a predicted model, not a curated record. Gene Ontology annotation, biological process: DNA integration. The transcript has 2 exons. Bases 65 to 832 code for a protein of 255 amino acids. Gene Ontology annotation, molecular function: nucleic acid binding.